GCAGUCUAAUAUUUUGUCCGACGUCCACGUAGCUUUUGGUGUUUAUUAAUAACACCAUAAAAAUUACACAGACGGAGGGGUCACGCUGAAUGCCCCCGUGGCCCCGCCCACGUACGACAUUCUCAUGCUUGGUCUCGUGACAGUAGCUAAUGUUUCUAGGGUUAGCAAACAAGCUAGCGUUUCUUUAAGAUUUCUAUUUGAAAACCGUGUGUGGGGCAGCUAAAUGAAAAGCGUUUGUGAAAUUAUCUUGACGAUCAUUGAGCGAAGAUGUUGUCACGUUUAUUGAAAGAGCACCAAGCGAAGCAGAACGAGCGGAAGGAUCUGCAGGAGAAACGUAGACGUGAAGCUAUUGCUGCAGCCACCUGUCUGACCGAGGCCCUGGUGGACCACCUUAAUGUUGGUGUUGCCCAGGCUUAUGUCAAUCAGCGUAAGCUUGACCAUGAGGUGAAGACACUACAAGUGCAGGCGAGUCAGUUCUCUAAACAGACGGCCCAGUGGAUCAGUAUGGUAGAGGGCUUCAAUCAGGCCCUAAAGGAAAUUGGAGACGUGGAGAAUUGGGCUCGCAGUAUUGAAAUGGACAUGAGGACCAUCGCAACAGCUCUAGAGUAUGUGCACAAGGGUCAGCUUCAGUCUGCUUCCACGUAAACAUUACAAGAAGACAUAUCGAUGGUUUACAGCUUAAAGGAAAUACACUGGAAUAAAACAGAACAAAGCAGAAAUGUGGCCCCGUUGGCAGCUACAGGAUCACCUGUCUGCUUCCUCAUAAAUAUGAGCUGCUGAUCACGGCAUUACUUGUUUGGGGAAGUGGUCUCCUGCUGAUAAUCUCUCUGCUCAGAGAAUUUUGGAACUCUGUUGCAUUUGCUCACUAAUUGCACUCUGAUAUCACAGCUUUAAGGUUUUGUUUAUUGUGAUGAGAAAUAUUAGAAGUACAAAAAUAACAUGACUAUUGCUGGAUUUGUUAUAAUGUAUAAUGUCAGGCUUGUGUGUUUGUGGAAAUAGUGAGUCUGACUGAGUGUGAGCAUCAAGCGUUCAACUUAAGAUGGUUUUGAGUUGGUGCUGACCAGUUGCCUCCUGCCUCAUUUUUGAUAAUAUCACCUAAAGUUUUUAAUGUUAUUAUUUUCAGUUCCAUACAGUUAAUGAAAGGUAUGAUAUUGACUGUAAUGUUUUGUAAAUAUGUUUAUGGAUUGUUGUUCAUGCAAUACAAGAUUGAGUUAAAUUUAAUGUAGUAAGGUAAGAUAAGGCCCCAAUGCUGAAUGGAAAAGUACAGAAUUAGAUUUUGGUCAUUUCUAAGAUUGAUAGUAUGGACAAAGAAAAAUAGCAUGCCAAAAUAGAUGUAUUUCUGUAGAUAUAUGUGCUAUAGUUGCACAAUAUAAAUCCAUUGAACAAAGGAUUUUUUCAUGGCGUCUGGAGCAGGCAGCCAGUUCAGCCAGAAUAUUUACCUCUGUGCUAAACCAUGUUUUACAGCCAAUAAAGACUUUAGUUGUUCACCUGGUAAUUUGUAUAUGAACUCUCCCUCUUUUUCUGAGGGGAUUGAAGAUAGACCGGUAUUUAAAUAUACAUUACAAACCUGUAUAGUAGCAUUGCACUCUUUUAACAUUGCAGCUUGAAUAAAAUGCUGUGCGUUCAA
Messenger RNA from Sphaeramia orbicularis (orbiculate cardinalfish), 1627 nucleotides. RefSeq names its product biogenesis of lysosomal organelles complex-1, subunit 1 (gene bloc1s1). Gene Ontology annotation, cellular component: BLOC-1 complex. The record is from RefSeq and is a predicted model, not a curated record. The coding region runs from base 268 to 645 and encodes 125 amino acids. NCBI's taxonomy places the organism in Eukaryota, Metazoa, Chordata, Actinopteri, Kurtiformes, Apogonidae. Gene Ontology annotation, biological process: endosomal transport. The transcript has 4 exons.